This is a messenger RNA of Rhizopus microsporus ATCC 52813, 1537 nucleotides long. RefSeq names its product Clp1-domain-containing protein. The record is from RefSeq and is a predicted model, not a curated record. The transcript has 5 exons. NCBI's taxonomy places the organism in Eukaryota, Fungi, Mucoromycota, Mucoromycetes, Mucorales, Rhizopodaceae. Gene Ontology annotation, cellular component: mRNA cleavage factor complex; nucleus. Gene Ontology annotation, biological process: tRNA splicing, via endonucleolytic cleavage and ligation. The coding region runs from base 47 to 1363 and encodes 438 amino acids. Gene Ontology annotation, molecular function: polynucleotide 5'-hydroxyl-kinase activity.
AUAAAAUUGUUUAACCGUAAAGAAUCUUUUUUCUUGCAGUAAUUUAAUGCAAGAAAACGAAGGCUCUGAUACUCCACGUGAAGUUAGCUUAGGACCAGAUCAUGAAUUUCGAUUUGAAGUUGAUUUCAACAAGAAAGCAACUGUCAAAUUAACCAAGGGUACUGCAGAAAUAUUUGGUACUGAACUUGCCAUUGGCGUCGAAUACACAUUUAGUGGACGUAAAACUGCCGUAUAUACAUGGCAUGGUUGUACGUUGGAAGUAAAAGGUCAAUUUUCAGUAGAAUAUACAGCCAAUGAGACACCCAUGACAAGUUAUCUAAAUACACACUUGGCACUUGAGCAACUUCGACAAAAAAUGAAAAAAGAGAAAGAGUUGGGCCCUCGUGUACUUGUGAUAGGGCCUCAUGAUGUAGGAAAGACGUCGCUCUGUAAGAUACUGAUGAGCUAUUCCCUUCGACAAGGUGGUACUCCAAUCUAUGUUUCAUUAGAUACAUCAGAGGGAUCUAUUACAAUGCCAGGCGCUGUUACUGCAACCUGUAUCAAUCAUAUCAUUGAUGUAGAAGAAGGCUUUGGUUCAUCUGCAACUACAGCAGCGUCUAUGGGAUCAGCGACAACACCUUUAGUAUACUACUAUGGAUUCGAGAGCCCAGCAGAGAAUGUGAAAUUGUAUAAGCUGGUUUUAUCCAAAUUGGCAGAGGCUGUGAAAAGCAGAAUGGCCGUAGAUGAAGAGUGCCGUACAUCUGGGAUCAUUAUAGAUACAUCUGGUCUAGUAGACCAAAUAGGAUAUGAAACAAUCCAGCAUACUAUAGAAGAGUUUUCAGUGAAUGUCGUAAUUGUCUUGGGUCAUGAAAGACUUUACAGUGACAUGAAUAGAUUAUUGAGCAAUAGGAAACCCAAUAUUUCAAUCAUUAAACUAGCAAAGUCUGGAGGUGUUGUAGAACGUGAUAGAGAAUACAAGUCGAUGCUUCAGAGAACCAAGAUUCAUGAGUAUUUUUAUGGUACACCCAAAUGUGAGCUAUUACCUUACAGUAUGUUGGUGAACUAUGAUGAUAUCAAGAUUUGGAGAGUUGGUGAUGUAAUUGCGCCAUCUAGUGCACUUCCUUUAGGCAUGGAAGGCAGUUCAAAUGAAACACAGAUUGUUAAAGUAGAUAGUUACGAUAUGUGUUUACACUCGAUUCUAGCCAUAUUGAAUGCUCCACCUGAUGAACACGAAAAUAAGUUAUUAGAAAGCAAUGUUGUAGGAUUUAUUUAUGUAUCUGAUGUGAAUGAUGAAAAGAGAAAGCUGACUAUAUUAUCACCUUCACCAGGAAGAUUACCCAAGAAGCAUCUCUUGAUGGGAGUCUUUAAAUGGAUGGAGGCUUGAUUGUAAAUAAUAAAGAUUUAUUCCUAUUGAUACAUACAAUUUAUUUGUCAAAAGAGAAUGCUAAAAUGAAGUAAAAGAAUAAGGUGAUUGUGUGAUAUGAUGUGUAUAAAUAUGUUAUUUAUUAUAGCUGGUCAGGCAAAUCAAAUGGAAAUUGCUGUUGUUGUUGUUGUUGUU